Molecule: messenger RNA, 1570 nt
Organism: Antechinus flavipes (yellow-footed antechinus)
Lineage: Eukaryota; Metazoa; Chordata; Mammalia; Dasyuromorphia; Dasyuridae
Gene: BCAP29
Product: B cell receptor associated protein 29
Exons: 8
Coding region: 116-844 (242 amino acids)
Biological process (GO): endoplasmic reticulum to Golgi vesicle-mediated transport; intracellular protein transport
Cellular component (GO): endoplasmic reticulum; endoplasmic reticulum membrane
Source: RefSeq, a predicted model, not a curated record
AACCAUCCCCUGCCGCAGCGUCUGACGUCCCCGCGCAGGGGCACCAGCAGCACCUGCAGCAGCACCGCCGCUGUCACGGAUCCGGGCCGCCUGGUAGAGGAGUGGAAGUGCAGACAUGACCCUGCAGUGGGCAGCAGUUGCAAGCUUUCUCUAUGCCGAAAUAGGACUCAUUUUAAUCCUCUGCCUACCGUUUAUUCCUCCUCAGAGAUGGCAGAAGAUUUUCACAUUCUCACUCUGGGGUAAAAUCGCAACUUACUGGAAUAAGGCAUUCCUUACAAUUAUUGUCCUGUUGAUUGUUCUGUUUCUUGAUGCUGUGAGAGAAGUGAAGAAGUACUCUAUAAGUCAUGGGCUUGAAAAGAGUUCAAGCAGCAAUCCUAGUGCUUAUGAACAUGUACAGAUGAAACUUUUUAGAGCGCAAAGGAAUCUUUACAUUUCUGGAUUUUCCUUAUUUCUGUGGCUUGUAUUGCGACGUCUGGUUACACUCAUUACUCAGCUGGCCAAAGAAUUGGGAAUCAAAGGAGUGCUGAAAAUUCAAGCAGACAGUAACAAUGAUGCUGCCAAGAAAUACAUGGAAGAGAAUGAAAAACUAAAACAGGCCUUGGAGAAAACUGGCAAGGGGGAUGAGCAGAUGACAGAUGCAGAAAACAAAAAACUAAUGGAAAAUGUGGAAAAACUGAAAGCUGAAUUAAAGAAGACUUCAGACGCCCUUUCUAAGGCCCACAAUGAAGUGACCUCAAUGAAGAAGCAAUCUGAGAGUCUUUCAAAGGAAUAUGACCGCCUUCUGAAAGAGCACACACAACUUCAGGAAAUUUUAGCAAAGAGUGAAAAGAAAAAAGACCUCUGAAAGAAGAUUUGGAUGUGGCAAAUUGAUGCCAUCUGUAUUGAGAUGGUGAAUUGAUUUAACAAGGUUGGCCUCUGUGGCCUUUAAAAUGAAAUGAAAUUUUAAGAAACAAUGCACUGUUCAUCACUAGCCAAUCAUAGCUCUUGAAUGCCAUAUAUGUCUCCUGUGUUGCAAUGGCGAUGUCAAUAAUGUAUGCUAUAUUUGGUUUUGUGUCAGAUCUACUGUGAAAUCUAUACUCUAGCUCCUGCAGAGGGAAAAAAAGAAGCCUCUUAAGCACAAUCAUUACAUAACAAACAAAAAAAAAGAACGAAAAGAAAGGAAAGGUAUCAGACUAUGGCUUCUAUCAUCUAACUGAAUAUUUAAGUUGUAUAGGACUAGACUUGAAAAAACUGAUGUCAUAUCAGUGAAGAAAAAAAUACAUUUAACUAAAUUAUUAUUCCUAUUGUAAUUUAGAAAUGGUACUUAGUAUCAGGAAAUGUUUUUCAUAAGAAGAAUAGGUACGGAUGAUCUUCAUCAGCCAUUAUGUUUUUUAUAUGCUGGGAUCUGAAAAAAAAAUCUUAUUAAAAUGAGGCUGAGGUUAUUUUUUUAAAUUGUCAUUGUGGGUCAUAUUCGCACAUCAGCUAUAUUGACAGCUAUGUUUUGCUCAUUGGGUUUCUGCAUGGACUUAGUUGUUUUUCUUAGAGAUUUCAGUUAUUAAAAUAUAAUUAAUAAAAAUGUUGGCUUCUCAAA